GCGAUGCUGCCUCCACAUGGGGGCGCCUCCCCUCAGAGGCUCGGCCCCUUUUCUGGGCCGGCCUGGGCAGCUCCGUUCCCCCGCUUCCGAGCUUCUGGGCCAGCAGCCGGCAGCGCCAGAGCCAUUUUGCCCUCCCGCUCGGCGACAUGGACUACCGGGAGGCCGCCAGCUGGGCUGCGGAGCGCAUGCAGAGCUAUCGCAAGGACUGCAGCGGAUGGCGCAGCUGCAAGCGCACGGUGAGGCCCGCGCGGCGCGCUUGGAGUGGUUGCCCACCCUUCUCACCGCUGCAGCCUGGCUGAGAGGGGGUAAAAUCCUGGUGACUCUCACUUUGAAGCAGAGGUUGGAUGGCCAUCUGUCAUGGAUGCCUUAGUUGAGAUUCCUGCAUUGCGCGGGCAGCGGAAGGGGGGUUAGACUAGAUGACUCUCGGGGUCCCUUCCACUCUACAAUUCUAGGAUUGUACCGCUUAUGGACGGGGCGAUGCGCCUAGCUUGUUCGUCCUGAGUGAGCCGCUGCCGGUCCGGGCUGGCAGGUGGAAAAAGAAGCUGGCCCGGCAUGUGGUGGGUGGCUUCCCUCGUGCGUGCAUUUAAUGCGCAGCGCAGGGACGCAAAAUGCCACCAAGCUGCUUCCUCUAAUCUAUCCCUGUUUGUCUGCUUUGGCAGCAGCAGAAGGAAUUGGUGACAAAAGGUUCUUUCCGGGGCCACGAGACGCUUUGCUGUAGCUGCUGAAUGUGUGUUGAGAAGGCAUCUGUUCUGGCUUGAGUCCCCCGGGACCUUACAGCGUGGGGUGGGCGCACGGGUUAUUGGAAAGGAGGAACAGUAGUAACUCAGUGUAUAAAACUGUAUCUGGCAUUGGAGAAAGUGGAGAGGGGAAAGUCCCCUCUCUCGUAACGCUAGAAGUACAGUGGUACCUCGGGUUAAGAACUUAAUUCGCUCCGGAGGUCCGUUCUUAACCUGAAACUGUUCUUAACCUGAAGCACCACUUUAGCUAAUGGGGCCUCCUGCUGCUGCCGCGCGAUUUCUGUUCUCAUCCUGAAGCAAAGUUCUUAACCCGAGGUACUAUUUCUGGGUUAGCGGAGUCUGUAACCUGAAGUGUCUGUAACCUAAAACAUCUGUAACCCGAGGUACCACUGUAUUGGACAUAAGACAGAGCUGAAUGCUAGAAGAUAAAGUGAGAGCAGUUCACCCAGAGCACAGUUAAAUCUGUGGAACUCGCUGCCACAAGAGGCAGCGGUGGCUUUCAAAUUGGGUUGGGCAGAUUCAUGGAUGAUCUGAAAAAGAAACCUUGGAGAGAAAAUGGGGAACAAUGCGUUAUUUGGAAGGGGCGAGAGAGGGCAUGAACCUCUUCCAAGUGCGUGAAGAGGGGCUUGUAAUCUCCCCCACACACACGCCGCGGCCCCUGCAUCUCUGAAAUGUUGGAGGAAAUUCAUUCAGUUCCCUCUCCCCUUGAAUGCUCUUUGGUGUCUGUUCCUGUCGGGAACAAGCAAGCAAUGUGACACUCAUUGUUUAGCCUGGAGGAGGAGGGGGAAGGGGGAGGCAUCAGCAGGUCUCAUUGGUGCAUCUGAGGACAUGCAACAGUGUGAUGUUGCCAGCUGGGAGGAGACAAUGUGGUUUCAAGGAAGCUGCAGCCGCCAAACUUGUUUUCAGUAGUCACUUCAGGUUACAGACACUUCAGGUUACAGACUCCGCUGACCCAGAAAUAGUACCUUGGGUUAAGAACAGAAAUCGUGCUCCGGCGGCGCGGCGGCAGCAGGAGGCCCCAUUAGCUAAAGUGGUGCUUCAGGUUAAGAACAGUUUCAGGUUACAAACAGACCUCUGGAGCGAAUUAAGUUCUUAACCCAAGGUACCACUGUACUUUGAAUUGUAAAACAGACAAUUCAAUAAAAAUUAUAUACAAACAUUCUCCAAAAUCCACAAGAGACGGUGGAAGAAGACUGGAAGAAGUUUAAGGAAUAUUUGAAAAAAUAUGUUAAUGUUUAAACUUUAGAAUAGCUUUGGAAGUGGAUAUAGGCUGUAGGGUUAGACGUAGAAGAUAGGGUAUUUUAAAAUAGUAUUAUUUGUAAGUGAUAAAAUGUGAAGUUAUUUUAAGUAUGAUAAAAAAGAUGGUUAGAAAUUAUGAUAUAUGUAUGGUAAACUGCUAAAGAUGAAGUAAAAUGAAAAUCAGAUAGGUGGGACUUGGGGAAGCCAACUUAACAAUGUUUAGAAAAAUAAGGAUAUGACAAGAAUUUGUUCGUAUUGUUUGUCUUUUCUGUCUUGGUUUUUUAUUUGUGUUAUAAAAUGAAUAACAAAAAUUUGCGGGGGAAACCAAAAUGCACAUGUAUCCUGUGUUUUGUUUUAAGAUAUCACUGUUAGUGUGUAUUUCUCAAGCCAGCUUCUCACUGAUCGGGCUCCUUAAGGUGUUCCUCAUUUGUCUCUUGUGUGAACACCUUGGCAUAGUGUAAAGGCACCCCUGUCUUGUCCCUGCCCCCUGGUGCAUACACAGGCAGAAAUGAACAGCUUCACUGCACCCAUAGAUAUUGGGAGAAGCCGGUUCUGUUCCUGAUGAUGCUCUGUAGAACAUCCACUGUAGAAAGUCCCAGGUGCCAUUUGCAGUAUUGCCAGUCAGUGUAGAUAAUAUUGAUCUAGAUGGACCCAAUGGUCUGACUUUGAAUAAGGCAGUUUCGUAUGUUUAUAGACAGGCUGGUCCUAGUCUAUGAACAUUGAUGCCACACUAAAUGUGCUAGCCUUUGAAGUGCUGCAGACCUCUUUGUUUCGAAUGGUACCCUAUUUGAAUGCUGGUCCUUGGCAUUAUUCCCCUGAAACAAACAAACAAGACUUCCAAAUAUGAAUGGUGCAUUUAUUGGUGCAUUUGUAUCCUACAUUGCCGUCAAGGAGAAGAAGGCAACUUGGAUCGUAUCCUAAUCAUUUGUCUUCUCAACAAACCUGUAAGAAGAAGAGAAGAAGCGUUUGGAUUUGAUAUCCUGCUUUAUCACUACCCGAAGGAGUCUCAAAGCAGCUAACAAUCUCCUUUCCCUUCCUCUCCCACAACAAACACUCUGUGAGGUGAGUGGGGCCGAGAGACUUCAGAGAAGUGUGACUAGCCCAAGGUCACCCAGCAGCUGCAUGUGGAAGAGCAGAGACGCGAACCUGGUUCACCAGAUUAUGAGACUACCGCUCUUAACCACUAUACCACACUGGCUUUCGAUGUAAGACAGAGAGUUGGUGAUUGUCACAAGAUAACCCAGUGAAUUUCAGGGCUGAGUAGGGAUUCAGACCUGCAUUUCCCUGAAUUUAAUCCAGCAUUUUGACUAAUUCAGCACACUGGUUUAAGCCACACACUCUGUCUAAACCAUGUUUCCCCACCUGCAAUAUUUAUAUUUAUUCUGAUUAUCUUACAUGACCGUUGUGGAAAAUAUUGAGAUAAUAGAUGUGUAGAGAGCUUGAAACACUUCUAAAGUGCAAUAUAAGUGCUGAGUUUUUUUAAAGUUUUUUUUUAAAAUAAUCUCAGUCGACACAGUUAUACUGUGGGAGUGGAUUUUGACUGAUUUAAUUUAAUUUUUCUAGAAUGAAGUUUCAAUAUCUUGGAGACCAUCAACUGAGUUUCAUGGAAACAUGUAAGUAAAGUUGUACACACACACACAUACACCCAAAAUGAGCAUAUUUAUUUAGGAGGUAAAUUACUUGGGGAAUAAGGUAAAUCUCACCACUUUGGUCACAUCUGCAGUACAAUCCUAUAUAUCCUGUGAUCUUUUGAUGAAGGGCAGUAUCUAUAUUUAAUAAAUCAUAAAUAAUAUAUAUAUAUAUAUAUAUAUAUAUAUAUAUAUAUAUAUAUAUAUAUGUCUGUUCAGAAAUAAGUUCCAUUGGGGCCUAUUGCCAAAUAACUUGAGUAUAGGAUUGAAUGGGCAGUUUCCAUUCAGUUUUUAUACAUCUGAGUUCUCAAAUGUACGUUUCCCAGCACAAUUCAAAGUGUUGGUGCUGAACUUUAAAGCCCUAAACGGCCUCGGCACAAUAAACCUGAAGAAGCAUCUCCACCUCCAUCGUUCUGCCCGGACACUGAGGUCCAGAUCCGAGGGCCUUUUGGUGGUUCCCUCACUGCGAGAAGCCAAGUUACAGGGAACCAGGCAGAGGAGGGCCUUCUCGGUAGUGGCCCUCCCACCAGAUGUCAAGGAAAUAAGCAACUGCCUGACUUUUAGAAUACAUCUGAAGACAGCCCUGUUUAGGGAAGUUUUUAAUGACUGAUUUUAUCGUGUUUUUAAUAUUCUGUUGGGAGCCGCCCAGAGUGGCUGGGGAAACCCAGCCAGAUUUGGGGGGGGGUGUUAUGUAAAUACUACUACUACUAUUAUUUCCAGAUUUUGAGUUUGUGAUAAAUUUUUGUUGCAGCUUUCUCUUUCAACCUGCAAGGUUGAGAGGUUGCGGUUUUCCACCAAGCAGAGCAGGCUUGCAAAUAAGCCACAUAAGUUACUAGCCUGCAGAUUUUCUCCCCAGCCUCCCCACACAGCCUCCAACCAACUGGCAGACUAAUUUUUAAAAAUGCCUUCUACCAAUUGGACUAUGGGAAGAAGAGCAGGGUGACCUGUCUCUCCCCACCCUACGUCAACCCACUCUGUGUCCAUCCUGGUUGUGGGGAGACUCCCCUUUCUCCCCAGCUAGCAUGGACACCGAGCGAGCUGGAGGAAAGAGGGAUGGAGCAAUCCAUCUUUCCUCCACCAGCCCAUACCGGUAUGAAAUUUGUAGUCACCUGUAGGAGCAGGUGGAUUGUUAAGUACAAGACCAAAGCAAAGUCAUUGGCAUGAAUAAUGCAUUUCCAAUACACAUGGCAUUUGAUUUGAGUUUAUCAUGUGGAUGGGACAUUGAAAAAUCUUUAGUCUGGAAUGGGAUCCUAUCAUCUCUAGCACCAGAGGUCUGCCUACGGAGACCGAAAUAAAAUGAGGUCAAUUUUUUAAUUAUUUGUUUAUGUCUGUAUGUCCCUUUUGUUCUUCCUUCCCCUGAAAGAUACAAAGCGGAAGGGAUUAUGCCUGCAAAACCAGAGGAUGUCUUUAAAUGUUUGAAACCAGAGACGGGUGGACUUCGAGAAAAAUGGGAUCCAAACGUGAAGGAGAUUGAAGUCGUUGAAGAGAUUAGCAAAGUAAGUAUAACACAGUUGGACUGUGGCAACUGGUAAAGUGCAGCUGCUACAUUUUGGCUCCAUCUGCGCUUAACAUUUAAAGUAGUCUCAUUUCACUUUUAAACAGUCCCCCAAAUCAUGGGAAAUGUAGUUUGUUAAGGGUGCUGAAAGGCGUUAGAGAACCUUAUUUCCUUCACUGAGCUACAUUUCCUAUAGUGGUUUAGCAAUCAAUCGCUCUUCCCAGGGAACUCUGGGAACUGCAGCUUCCGGAGGGGAAUCAGAGUCUCCUAACAACUCUUGGUGCCCUUAACAAACUACAACUCCCAGGAUUCUCUGGGGGAAGCUAUAACUGUUUAAAGGAGUAUGAUACUUCUUUAAAUGUAUGGUGCAGAUGAAGGCCGGGAUGGGGUACCUGCAGUAGAUCAACAAAUACGCCCCAAUAUUACAUCAUAACCCUGGUAUGUGCUUUGUAGGAUGUUUCCAUAGUCAGAACUAUAACACCGUCGGCUUUUAUGAAGAUCAUCUCUCCAAGGGAGUUCAUAGACGUCGUCCUGAUUAAGCGGGAUGAGGACGGAACCAUCACAUCUAAUGGUAAGAUGGCCAAUGCCUAAAUAUAUUGGCCCCCAGAGGCUGGUGCCCAUGUUAGUAUGAGUACUCAAUACCAGUGGCUGUGGGUAUGGACUGGCAGCAACCUGAGGCAACCAGGAAAUUCUCUUUCUGUGGUGCUUGACCUGUCAUGCGCCAUCACACACACACACACACACGCACACGCACACGCACACGCACACACACUCCCCAUAGCUGUCAACUGUCCCUUAUUUGGCGAGAAACUCCCUUAUCCCAGCGCCGUGUCCCGCUGCUGUCCCUUAUUGAUGAUGUCCCUUAAAUUUCCCGGGUUUCAAAGGAAGCAGCUCCUCUCCCUCCCUCCCUGCCGGCCAGGGAGGAGGGAGGCUCCAACUGUUGCUUGGCUGCAUUGCUCACCCAAUAAGGAGUCUAAGAACGACUGGGGGGUGGAGCUUGCAUGCCUUGUGCCGAUCAAAUUGGCCACGUUGCCUGGGGACUCGCCUUUGCUCAGCGCUUCCCAGCGGAGAAGUGACGGUGGUUUUCCUUGCUGCAUCCCCUUUGCCGGGUUGCUGCGCUGUGGGAACCAUCGCUUGAGGCUUCGUUUGGCUGGUGGCUGGGCUUUCUGCCUAUGGCUCAGAGGGGCUCAGAAGCUGAACAUACCUGUGCCCAGAAAAUCCCUUAUUUUGGCUGCUGAUCCCUUAUUUUCGAGGCUGCUGAUCCCUUAUUUUCGAGGCUGCUGGUCCCUUAUUUUCAAAUCUGUAAGUUGACAGCUAUGACACACACACCACUUCUUAGAUAUUGCUGCCAUCAAGCAAUGGUCUCACAUGUGUGAACUGAUGCUCUGAAAAGCCAGUAGCCAUUCAGUAACAGCACAGGUGAGAGACCCAACAGUCUCAUACGUAGCACAGAAUGCAACACCCUGAAAAUUUCAGUUUUGAUCCCCACCAAUAAAAAACCAAAAAAAUCCUAGAAGCUGGCAACUAAGCAAUUAACUGGCUAUUUCAAAUCAAUAACACACACAACCACACACACACACACACACACACACACCACACUGGCCUACCCCCUGCUGCAAACUUUGUGCUUCUUGCCACCUAGAAAGCUACCUUGCAUCAAAUGAGACCGUUGGUCCAUUCUAGGGUGUGUACUUUUCUACACUGACUGACAGUGGGAAAUUAUGGUCCUUGGGAUGCAUGUUAAGCAGAUGCUCUACCAAUGAGUGGACUUUCCCCUAAAAAUAAAGUAAGACUCUAGUCCUCAUGGAUAAAGAAACAUAAGAAGCUGCCUCAUUCUGAGCGAGAUAUUGCAUUAUAAUGUUGCACCUCACCCUGACCUUAAAAGUAUUCCACUCUGUUAGGUUUACAAGGGGUUGCUCGUGUGCAAGCAGGGCAAACCUCUCCCUGGCUGGCUGCUAAUGUAAACUUUAUCUGUCCGGAGAGCCACUCACCCGUGGCUGACUCAAUCGCUGGCAGAAUCCGUGAGUGGGCGUUUCUUAAACUUCUUCCAGCAAAGAAGCUCCUUGAUGCCGAGUCUCCGCCUUCCCUCUCUGCGCGAAAGCCUUCUGCGCAGAGAGGGCGUGGGCAGCGGAGGACCCCUUCCUUCCCCGCUUGUCCCAGGCAAGGAGUCGUGGGACCGCCUCGCCACAUCCGACUCCUGCACCCCCUCUCCACUGGAGCUGCGUUUAUUCUCUUCCCCAGAAGAGGAGCUGCUUCUCCCGAUCCCUGGAGGCUCUCUAUAAUCCCUCUGGCUUUUGCUCUCUCCCUCCGGCACUGAUGGCAGUUCCCUGACACACUCCUCUUGCUGUUUUAUUACAGUUGUACCUUGGAAGUCGAACGGAAUCCAUUUUGGAAGUCCGUUCAACUUCCAAAAUGUUUGAAAACCAAAUCGUGGCUUCUGCAGCCAAUCAGAGCUCCUGCAGCCAAUCAGAAGCCACAGACGCCCCAUCAGAUGUUCAGGUUCUGAAAGAACGUUUGCAAACCGGAACAAUCACUUCCGGGUUUGUGGCGUUUGGGAGCCAAAACGUUUGAGUUCCAGGGCGUUGGGGAUUCAAGGUACAACUGUAUUUCUACUAUUAUUAUAAAAUUGAAAAGGCUUUCUUUUCCCCAAAGCACUAAACGGACUUUAUCUUGUGCAUUAUUUUCAUAUCUCUUCCUUGCAGCAACCAAUGUGGAGCACCCGCUCUGCCAACUUCAACCAAGUUACGUGAGAGGCCUUAAUUAUCCCUGCGGCUGUUUCUGCAUCCCGGCCCCAGGGUAAGAUGGGUGGAAAUGUUGUAGUACCACAAGCAUGUACAGCGGUACCUUGGUUCUCAAACUUAAUCCGUUUGGGAAGUCUGUUCCAAAACCAAAGCAUUCCAAAACCAAGGCAUGCUUUCCCAUAGAAAGUAAUGCAAAGUGGAUUAAUCCGUUCCAGACUUUUAAAAACAACCCCUAAAAGGGUAAUUUAACAUGAAUUUUACUAUCUAACGAAACCAUUGAUCUACAAAAUGAAAGCAAUAAACAAUGUACUUCAGUCACACAAUCAAUCAAUCAAUCAGUAGCUGAACUGGGUUCCACACAGUCACAAAAACAAAACAAUAAAGCCACAAAAACGCUAAAUAAAUAGCAAAAACAGACAGACCUCAGUAUAACAGUCAAAACAGAAGUGUGGCACUCAAACUGGAAGCGUAACACUCAAAACAGAGCACGUUCGGCUUCCAAAAAAAGUUCACAAACCGGAACACUUCCGGGUUUGCAAUGUUUGGGUUCCAAGUUGUUUGAGAACCAAGGUACCACUGUAUAUAUAUGGUGCAUGUUGUUGGGUUCUUGCUUUCAUUGAGUGGGAGGAGUUGUUGCAAAGUUUAGGGAAAGUUUUGCCCACCAUCCAACUAGAUGCUAAAGCCUCUAAAGGCCGAUUUGAUACAAGGAGACUGAAUUUGCUGAGAGAUGCAGUCAGCUUACUGCAGGUAAAAUGGCUGAUUGCUCUGUGAGCAGCUUCUUCCUGGUUCAUUUUUGCAAAGGCUUCUGGGAGGUUGGGGCCUUUGUAGCCAGAGUAUCAUAAUGCCCUCUUAUUUCCAAUAUAUGCAGGCUUUGAGCACUGUUGCUGUAUGGGGCUAAAACAGCACACACAUUCCCAGAGUGGUUUAGCAAUCAAUCUCUCUUCCUAAGGAAUUCUGGGAAUUACAAGCAAUUCUCUGUACCCUCAACAGGCCACAAUCCCCAGGAUUCUCUGAGGGAAGCCAUUCCAGUUAAAAUGGUAUCACAAUUAAAAUGGUACCAUAAUUAAAUUUAUAAUGCAACAUGGGAGACAUUGCCACAUGUCCUGCUAUUCUGAUAAUGGCCACAUUAACAUCAUACAAAAGCACUGUGAUACCAAUUUAAACAGGCGUGGUUUCCCCCCAAAGCAUUCUGGGAGCUGUAGUUUUCAAAGGGUGCUGAGAGUUGUCAGGAGACUUCUGUUCCUCCCACAGAGCUACAUUUUCCAGAGUGAUUUAACAACCAAUCCCUCUUCACAGGGAACUCAGAGAAUUACAACUAUGUGAGAGGAAUAGGGGCCUCCUAACAACUCUGAGCACCUUUAACGAACUACAGCUCCCAGAAUUCUUUGGGGAAACUAUGACUUCAUGAAGUGGUAUCAUAGUGCUUCAAAUACAGUGGUGCCCCGCAAGACGAAUGCCUCGCAAGACGAAAGGGUUUUUCGGUUUUUGCGUUGCUUCGCUAGACGAAUUUCCCUAUGGGCUUGCUUCGCAAGAUGAAAACAUCUUGCGAGUUUGUUUGCUUUUUUCUUAAAGCCGCUUGAAGAGGCGCAGUUGUGACGGACCGUGCUUCGCAAGACGAAAAACAUCGCAAGACGAAAAGACUCGCGGAACGAAUUAAUUUCGUCUUGCGAGGCACCACUGUAUCGGAAACCUUGGGCCACAUGGGUGGGACUACAGGAAUCGGCUCUCCUGCAUCUUUGGCUAAAACUGGUGAUUUCUGCUGACUUAUUUGGGGCUUUUUGGUUUGUUUCUCUCCCUACAGAGAGCCAUGUAAGACGCAACUCCUCACUUUCUUUCAGACAGACCUAGCUGGCAACCUUCCUCAAACAGUUGUGGAGUCCUUCUUCCCAAGCAGCAUGACCGGUUUUUACAGCAAUCUGACCAAAGCAGUGUUGAAACUAGCGGCUUAAGCAAUUAAAAACAAACAAACCCCAAUUGCACAUGUGUGCGCACAGAAUUCUGUGAUUGCCCUCUGCAAGUAAUGUGGGGAUAUGGGAUUCAAAACUGUGGCAGCUUUGGGGCAUGAUUGAAACAAAGUUAAGCAAUUGCAAAUCCCAUUGGUUUUUAGUUGGGGAAGAUUUUUAACAGAUGCCUUGACAUCAUCAGGGCUUGCCUUACAGUACUUUGGUAUAACCCUGGGCUGGUGGGUAUUGAGAGUCCCAACAGCAUUUGGGGUGGCGUGGGGGGGGGGAGAGACCACAUUGGCUACCCCUGUCCUAGUUCUUUUGCCAUUCUAUAAUAAUUAGGAACGGUGGUUUUCCAGUACAGCGAGGGACCCCCUUUUGAUUCCAGUUUUUUUAAUCCUGGGCUGUCAUGAGUCCCAUUCCACUUUAAAACACCUCUGAAAUCCCUGAACAUUUUUUUUGUGUGUGUUCUGGAGCCGCUACCACCUCUGCAGUGAUGUCUUUGCUUGUCCAGAUGUCUAUACAGUGGUACCUCGGGUUACAGACACUUCAGUUUACAGACUCCGCUAACCCAGAAAUAGUACCUCGGGUUAAGAACUUUGCUUCAGGAUGAGAACAGAAAUCAUGCUCCGGCAGUGCGGCAGCAGCAGGAGGCUCCAUUAGCUAAAAUGGUACCUCAGAUUAAGAACAGUUUCAGGUUAAGAAUGGACCUCCGGAACGAAUUAAGUUCUUAACCCGAGAUACCACUGUAUAGACUCAAUGUUGUUCAUUCUAAUGAUGCGUUUCCAAUCCAAGCACCAAGGAGUCAGGUGCUGCUUGCAUGACAAGCAAAACAUGCUAGCAGGAAAAACCGUGGGUGGGGGUGGCUCUUGAAGGGAAACUAUCUGCACACUUCUGCCCUAGGGUGGGAAGCACGUAACUUGUGAUCGCCUGCCUAUAAAGUCAGCUGCAAUCCAGGUCGAUAAGAUCUGGGUAGCCUAGCAGCCUGAAGCAGAAUCCCAUGCGUGCUGCAAUGCACACAUGGAACGUGGGAAAAUAUCCCUGCUCUCGUUUGCUUGACCAAUGAAGGCAGUUCCACCCCAUUGAGCUGAACGGAGAAGACCUUCGUAUCCCUGUGCCUUCUUCCCUUCCUCCUUGUGUUUUGCGUUGUUGGGGUUUUUUAGAUUGUAAGCCUGCAGGAAGGAACUGCCUUGUUUUUCAUGGCUAUGUGUAAGCAACUCUGGGAACCUUUGUACAAAUGCUCUAAGUCAAUAAACACACACACACACACACACUUGGAUCUGGCGUUAGGUCUACAAGGCCUUACAGUUUGUGGGCAUCUUUAGCCAUGCCACGGUAAUCUUAGCACAAAUUCUCCUUGCUGUGGAUUUGCUCUUAUUCCCAUUUACCAAACAGCAUUCAGUUAACAGUGUCUGUGGUGGUGGUGAGAGCAUCACACAAAAACCCACCUCUGCUGAUAGAAAGCCAAUGUAUCAGGGAGAAAAGUUCAGGCUUAGCCUUCUCUCUAACAUGCUAGUCUUCUGUGUGCAGGGAUAUUUUUUUGAGAGAGAGGGAGAGAAAGAGAAGCAUUUAAGCAUGUGACCUCCUACCUGCACCAUUUCACAGCCCCACCAUGUGCGAUUUGGUUCUUCGCAUAGCUCAGGCAAUAAAACUCUUCUACCCUUUAUGUUUUUUAUGGACCAUAAGAUGGUUAAAGGUAAAGGGUAAAUGGACCCCUGACCAUUAGGGCCAGUCGUGGCCGACUCUGGGGUUGCGGCGCUCAUCUCGCUUUCCUGGCCGGGGGAGCCGGCAGACAGCUUCCGGGUCAUGUGGCCAGCAUGACUAAGCCGCUUCUGGCGAACCAGAGCAGCGCACGGAAACACCGUUUACCUUCCCACUGGAGUGGUACCUAUUUAUCUACUUGCACUUUGUUGUGCUUUCGAACUGCUAGGUUGGCAGGAGCAGGGACCGAGCAACAGGAGCUCACCCGUCGCGGGGAUUUGAACUGCCGACCUUCUGAUCGGCAAGCCCUAGGCUCUGUGGUUUAACCCACAGCGCCACCCGCAUCCCAUAAGAUGGUUAGUACCUUGUAAAUUAAUCAUAAUCAUAGUCAUAACAGAUGGUGCUUUUGAACUGUCGCUGGUGUGUUUGUGUUGCGGCUGGAAAGCCAUGGUACUUAGAGUGAUCAGGCAAGUUCAUUAAAGAGGGGUGGGUGGUAAUUACAAGUAAACUUACAGUGAUUACAACAGUGAUGAUUUAUUUGGGCAACAUAGAACAGAGUUGAAAGAUGUUGCUAAAUCAAGUGUCCCUGAGCCAGAUAUGCCCACAAUCCAUGCACGGCCCUUAAGUGAUGAGGCCAUGCGUUCCCGUCAGUGUUGCACCAUGCGCCCGCUUUCUACAUCUUGCAGCAAUAGAGGGUGGCUCGUGUCAAAACGUGCCACGUAGACUACACAUGUGGUUCCCAUCCAUAAUGGGGAUCCAUAUGUCCAGAACCACUUCCAUGAGCCACUCUUCCCUGCCAGAUGUGGGUGCAUGAGCAAUGUGCUUCAUCCACUCAUUAUGCAAUCAAGACAUGUUAAUUCAUCAGCGUCUGUUUCACCCCCAAGCUGAUUUACAGGUUUUGGCUCUUGAGUUGCUUGUUAACAAAGCCUCCUUUUAAUUAGUGUAACCCUCGCGGCAGCUGCUUUAUUAAUACUGGGACCACGAUCAACCAAGCUUUUGACAUACACCUCUUCUCAGUCCUGGCCAACUUUCUCUUCACUCGCAACGAACAUCUGGUGCUGGGCACCUGGGUCUUCUGUGGCUUUUGAGUGAUAAAUGAAAGCUUUUUUGGUCAUUGUUUAACAUGGGCAGCAGUUCAGGCUCUGUUCUUUCCUUUUUUAAAAUCGCUGUCACUCCUCUCCAUGGAGAGAUGCCGUAGUUUUGCUGAUGGAGUUUUUUCUCUUGAUGACAGCAUUAAUCGGUCCAUCGGGCAACGUCUUGAUGAUGUUCCAGGCUUCGAAACGAGUGAGUCCUUGCAUCAGAGUUGUGUGCACCUGUAACAACUCGUCCCCAGGCUGAACUGUGGGGCUGUGUUCCAAUGCCGCCCCUAAAAGAAGCAAAAGGAGUACAAUAGACGGCUUAUGAGAAUAUGGUAUAUGGGAAACAGUACAAACACAUGGAGAACCAAGCCACCUCUUCCAAUGAAGCCUUUGGCACAACCAGUAGUUCCCAUUCCUAACUGCAGGGAUUGCCAACAUAGUGACCUAUACGUCUCAUUGUACCACAAUUCCCAUUGUGCUUGAGACCAUUGGGCCAGAGGCAAAAAUACACAUAAGAGACAUUCUGCAAAUGUUACCAGUGUAAAGGUGUGGCGUUUGCCCUCCUAGGUGUGUGACAUCAUACUGGGUUCAUAAAGAAAGGGUUAACUUAUUGUAAAAUGACUAACCAAUGGGAACCCCAGCGGGCAGAGUUAACAGUGUAUAAGGUUUAAGCACAGAGGGUUUUUGGAGGAGUUAGAGUUAGGGCGGUUGAGAAGAUGGUCUGGAGUUAGAAGAAACAGAGAGGAUAAGUCUGUGGAUUGGGCUAGUCUGGUGUGACAGAAGGAGAGAAUUUGUUAAGAGGAGUCAGUCAAACAGUUGAGAUAAUCAGUCAGAAGGUAUUAGGAAGGUAUAGGCCGGUAAAGAAACUAAAGUUAAGAUACUGACAGGAAUAUUAUCUGAGAAACCAUAAACUUGUUAAUGUUUGUAAAAUAAACUUGUUUUUUGGUUCACUUUUAACAACUGACUGGACUCAGUGUUUUACCAGAGAGUAACUGGUUGGUGACA
Messenger RNA from Podarcis lilfordi (Lilford's wall lizard), 13568 nucleotides. The record is from the annotation of a GenBank genome assembly. NCBI's taxonomy places the organism in Eukaryota, Metazoa, Chordata, Lepidosauria, Squamata, Lacertidae.